Fragaria vesca subsp. vesca is the source of this 792-nucleotide messenger RNA. RefSeq names its product TATA-box-binding protein 2-like. The transcript is spliced from 4 exons. Gene Ontology annotation, biological process: DNA-templated transcription initiation. Bases 1 to 792 code for a protein of 263 amino acids. NCBI's taxonomy places the organism in Eukaryota, Viridiplantae, Streptophyta, Magnoliopsida, Rosales, Rosaceae. The record is from RefSeq and is a predicted model, not a curated record. Gene Ontology annotation, molecular function: RNA polymerase II general transcription initiation factor activity; DNA binding.
AUGGAAACCCAGCAACCCUCAGCAAGCGAAAUCGUUUCCACUAUUCAGAACGUGAUCUCUACGGUUAACCUGGGCUACAAGUUAGAUCUUCAUCAAAUCACCAUAAAAAUCACUGUGAAGGCUCAAAACGCAGAAUACAAUCCCAUGCGUUUGCAUUCCGUGAUAAUGAGAACGAGAGAGCCAAAGGCCACAGUUUUGAUCUUCGCCUCUGGGAAAAUGGUGUGCACCGGUGCCAAAAGCGAGGUGGAGUCGGAACUCGCAGCUAGGAAGUGUGUACGAACCAUCCUAAAGAUGGGUUUCGACGCCAAGUUUAAGGAUUUCAAGAUCCAGAACAUGGUUGCCAUCUGUGAUGUCAGAUUUCCGAUCAGACUUGAAGGUUUGGCUUAUGCAAACCCUCAGUGUACGAGUUAUGAGCCGGAACUUUUUCCGGGGCUGAGGUACCGCAUGAAGGAACCCAAGAUUACUCUUCUUGUAUUCGCGUCGGGGAAACUUGUAAUCACAGGUGCAAAGCACAAACAAGACAUCCAUAAGGCCUUUGAGGUCAUACACCUUGCCCUUGGAGAGUUUAAGAAACUCAUCGACGUGCCGAGGCCGAUCGGAGAAGGUGAUGCCGGCAAUGACGAUGGGAUGAUCGGAGGAUCGGACGAGGUAGAGGUCUCGUCGUUCAGAUUUGAAGAUCUGAGAUCGAUCUAUUACGGCUCGUCGACGUUCAGGUCGGCUCCAGGCUUCGAUGAGAUUGAGGACACGAAGGUGGCGGCGUUGCUAUCAGCGGCGACGAUGUGCCGAGGAUGA